AAAAUAUCAAAAUAUAUUAGACGAUUAUCACGUUUAAUGGUCUAACUUAAUUAAAAGAGUAAAAAGUUAUGUUUUACAGCAGCAUGCACUUAAAGACCGUCGUUUUCCUAUGUUCAAUUAUAUUUAUCCAACAGACAUUGACAGCAUUGACAGCAUGGAGAGCAUUUGCAAAAUUCAUUGGAGUUGAGCAAACAGCCCCAAUUACAGAACCGGAGUUAAGAUAUUUGUAUACGGCCAUUGUGGACGAUUUUCCAAAUGAACCAGUAACACAAGAAUUGACAACAACCUAUCUCACGUAUUAUGGUUGUUCAGAUGUCGAAACUUCAGUUCGAUUUUUAAAAGAUCAACAUCAUACUGUAGAUGAAUUUGUCCAUUUGAUGCUGAAAGGUGAGGAGCACAAUGAGUUAAAAUAAAACGAAGAUUUUAACCUAUUAGUUAUUUAAUAUUCACUCGACCAGUUUUCAAAUCUUCUUGUUCAAUGUAAAUUAUUAUUUUGUUAUUAAUAAAAAUUAAAAAUUAUAUAAAUUAUUUUCCAUACCAUAAGAUUAUUACAACCCAAUGUACAAAAGUAUACUGAAAUAAACAAAUUGAUCUGUUA
Molecule: messenger RNA, 598 nt
Organism: Adelges cooleyi (spruce gall adelgid)
Lineage: Eukaryota; Metazoa; Arthropoda; Insecta; Hemiptera; Adelgidae
Exons: 4
Coding region: 69-413 (114 amino acids)
Source: RefSeq, a predicted model, not a curated record